Molecule: messenger RNA, 1107 nt
Organism: Rhododendron vialii
Lineage: Eukaryota; Viridiplantae; Streptophyta; Magnoliopsida; Ericales; Ericaceae
Exons: 1
Coding region: 330-908 (192 amino acids)
Molecular function (GO): acyltransferase activity, transferring groups other than amino-acyl groups
Source: RefSeq, a predicted model, not a curated record
AAUAAAACAUUGUUUGAAUUGUCGUAUUGUCGCAUUAGACCACUUUAGUGCAUCCUGGACAUGAUAGGAUUAGAAUCAGCCGAUUACAUAAUUGACCAUGUUUUGCCUCUUGAUUAUUGUUUGACCUUAUUUUAGGAAUCAACUAUGGCGGCCGUAAAAAUUUUGUCUUCCUAUGGUCCAUUCCUUAGUCACCAAGUCAUGCAAAAUUCAAUUCCUUCGCAAGGACAUUUAUCUAUUCCUUAUUCCUCGCAAUUUCUUCUACUUCUAUAUAAACCCAAACAUUCUUCAACUGCACAAUACCCAUAAAUCAAAUCCCACAAAAAAAAAAAAUGGAAGAAAUUCUAAUCAAAUCAGAAGAUAAACAAACCCAUGAUCAAGAUUUCACGAACAUCCAUCUCCGGCUUUUAGACCUCUCCGAUAUCGACGAUUACAUGGUCUGGGCUACAGACGAUAAAGCCAACCAAUUUUCGUCAUGGGACCCUAAUACAUCAAAAGAAGUUGCCAUGAACUAUAUAGCCAAUUUCAUAAUCCCCCACCCUUGGUUCAGGGCAAUCUGCAUCGACGAUCAUCCGAUUGGGUCGAUUUCUGUUACCCCAAACAAGGGAAGUGACAAUCGUAGGGGGGAAAUUGGGUAUGUUUUGGGGUCAAAGUACUGGGGCAAAGGGAUUGCCACUAGGGCUGUAAAAAUGGCUGCUGCUGAAAUAUUUUUUGAGUGGCCACAUUUGGAGAGGCUUGAGGGUUUAGUGGAUGUUGAUAAUAUAGGGUCACAAAAGGUGUUGGAAAAAGCUGGGUUUCAGAGAGAAGGUGUUCUGAGGAAGUAUGUUAUACAGAAGGGGAGAGCUAGGGAUGCGGUUGUCUUCAGCCUUUUAUCAACUGAUCCCCAAGUACAGUUAGGUUUUUUCGAUUGAUUUAUUUUCCGAUGGAAGAGUUUUCGGUUGUGGUGUUUAAGUAUAGUGUUUUGCUGGGGAUAUGAACGUUUAGCCUGUACAGAAUAAUGUGGCAGUAACAUUUGUGUGAUUGCAAUGUGUCGAACUUUGAUUUCUUAUGAAUCGACCACAUCAAUCAAUAUGGAGUUUUCUUUAUAUAAGAUUUAUUUGUAUAGCAUUA